Molecule: messenger RNA, 709 nt
Organism: Sorghum bicolor (sorghum)
Lineage: Eukaryota; Viridiplantae; Streptophyta; Magnoliopsida; Poales; Poaceae
Exons: 1
Coding region: 16-546 (176 amino acids)
Source: RefSeq, a predicted model, not a curated record
UCAGCGACGCGACAAAUGAUAGCUUCUGGACUUCUCUCUGCUCUGCGUCCGCAGCUGUUAGCCGCCGCUGUUUCAGAUAAUCCUCCCGGUUCCAAGCCAAACCACGUUCCCCGCGCGCCCACCAGAAAGCAGAGAGACAGGCAGAGGCGCGUCCUGCUUGGCUGCUUGCUUUCGCUGCAGUAUAAAAGGCCCCCGCGCGCCUCUCAGCACUCCACGUCAAUCCACAACUCAAAAGUCGCAAGGCGAGCAAUUUGCAAGGCGAUGAGCUUGAGGUACAUGAGCCGUGUGGGCGCGCGGGCGGCGCAGGCGGUGCGGGAGAGCACGGGGAGGUCGGUCAAGGACAAGGCGCAGUCGUCGGCGUCGGCGUCGAUGGCGAGGAGCGGCGGCGGCAGCAGGCCGGCGCCGGCCGCCGGGUCGUCGGUGGAGUCGGGAAGGGCGAGCGCCGCGGCGGUGGCCAGGAGGAAGGCGGAGGAGGAGAAGCGGCGCCGCGCCGAGCAGGCGCUGCGCACCGUCAUGUUCCUCUCCAUCUGGGGGCCCAACACCUAGUACUAGUAGGAGCAUCUUGUGUAGCGUGUGUUGUGUUGUGCGCGUUUGUUUUGUUUGAGGUUGGAAACAAGAUGUAAAUUUGUUACAAUGAUCUAAUAGAUGAAGACAUCCAUACGCUGAUUCUUGGAAACAAGGCCUUCGUGUUGGUCUGCACUCUGCAGUA